Molecule: messenger RNA, 1308 nt
Organism: Drosophila bipectinata
Lineage: Eukaryota; Metazoa; Arthropoda; Insecta; Diptera; Drosophilidae
Source: RefSeq, a predicted model, not a curated record
CUGUCGUGGUGCGGCAUUGCCAGGAUUACAAUGCUCACCUAUUGUGUGAGGCUGGGACGUUAAUCCGUAUCGAUUUUCCGCCACGAAUAGGACUCACAGUCAACAGAUACACAAAGUCCCUUUAUUGUUUUGGACAAAUAGUAAACAGAAAGUGAGCUCGGCAAUGAAAUCGCCGACCGGGGACAGUACUACUGUGUCCGAUGACAUUAGGGCCAUUUUGACUCCCAAAAAGCGAAAGGCGAAGGACAGUAACAAUCAUCAUGUGGUGCCCCUAGGGAUUCUGGUGGUGCUCUGCACCGUCUAUAUUAUGGCUGCUGGGUUGCAGCGCAACUACAGAUACUAUUUCAGGUCGGGAGUGGCUGCCUAUGACCUGCCCCAAGCUGAAAAUCAAUCCGAGGAGUCCCCACUAGAGCCCAUGGAGGCGCAGGCAGAGCAUCACGAGGAGGCCUGCCAGAGAAUGGAUAUAUUUGGCGGAGAUGUGGAUGGAAAUAAAUCCGAGAGCCAGGUUUCUAAGCGGCCUCAGUCCAGACUUAGCAAGAGGAUCAAAAUUGGAGCAGGCAGCAAGCAUGCAAAGGCCAAGGCCCUGGAGAUCAGCCGCAAGAAGGAGGCGCCCAAGAAGAGCAACACGGCAGAGCCCAUCAUCUACCUCUUCGCCCUGGUGUUCAUUUAUCUUCUGCUAAAGGCCGCCUCCGACAUCAACCAGCACUACAAAUCGCAGAGCAAGGGCGACAAACGGCUGAGGCGCUGCUCCCUGCAGUCCUAUGCACAAAUCCACAAGCAAGACCGGCGGGCAUCAAAAGGUAUUUCACCAAAAACUUUGCCAAAAUUUUGAAAUCGAUGGGCCAGGUGCACGCCAUGUAAACGAGGGAACAAGUGAAUUGUUAUCCUAACCAAAUCUAAAUGUGUCUACUACUACUACCACUGUCUACUGCUACUAUAUGUACUGAGUUGGCCAAUUUUCUGUAAUGUAAUGCACUGUCGUCCACUCUUGUAUGAGAGCUCUGACUUUUCGGACUUUUUUCGGAAAAUGCAUCAAGUACUAGUAUUUAUAUCGUACCUCCAAUGUGCCUUUUUUGAUCUCUAUAUAUAUAUAUGUAUAUCUCUCUAUCCUAUAAUCGCACUUUUUCGGGUUUCGAAAACUCUGUUUAUAAUUAUUGUUUUUUCUAUUAAGAUGAGAUUACCCCCCCAAGUCCACAGUUGUUUACUCUCCUUUCACUUUUUUUCGUGAAACUGUACUGAAUGUAAGGUUGUAUAUAUCUGAAUAUAUAUAUAUUAUAUCUGUCCUAUAUGUGUGUAAUCGUAAAAUAA